AUGUCUUGUUCAAAUAAAUGUUUUCAAACUACCAAGAAAACACCUUUAAUAACGCUCCCGUAUCCGCCUACUAUCAAAGCUUCCGACAUCGUGAAUAAACGCAAACCUUCCAAGGUUACAUCCAAGAGUCCCAAUGCCUUUUUGAUUUAUCGCAAAGCGUUCCUAGAACAGCUUUCAAAUUUAAAACACAAUCUAAGAAUGACCGAUGUCUCAAAGUUGGUUAGCGGUUACUGGAAGAAUGAACCGAAAUAUGUGAAGGACGCCUAUCGUAAAAUAGCGCAAGAUGUGGAAAUCGAAUUAAAUGAAUUACGUAAGCAAACCGUAUCCUACAGGAUUAUAUGGAAGAAUUCAAAGUAUUCGGCUGUUCGUAAACGAAAUCAAGGAAAGGCGGCAAAAAGUCAAGAAAGUAAGCCUGAAACGAUUAAUUCCAAAAAAGCAACACCACCAAACUGUGGAAAUGUGUUUUAUCAGUUUGUACCCACCGCAUUUCCUAACGUCGAAUUCACUAAACAUUCCAAAAAGAAGCCCAAAGAGGUUGUUGCACCAGCAUCAGAUCUCUUACCUGAGGAACCUCAGCAAGAAUUAGAGCAAUCAUUUAAUCAGUAUAUCAAUUAUCCGGAGGAGGAUAGUAAUUUAGAAAUCGAUUUGCAAGUUACAAACGAAUGUAACCAGCCUAUACAGCAAGAUUAUGUUUUCUUUGAGCAGCUGCAGCUGGAUUGGUACUUACAAAACUUUUACCCUAUUUAUGGAACACAAGUAUAA
Molecule: messenger RNA, 762 nt
Organism: Funneliformis mosseae
Lineage: Eukaryota; Fungi; Glomeromycota; Glomeromycetes; Glomerales; Glomeraceae
Source: the annotation of a GenBank genome assembly